This is a messenger RNA of Argentina anserina (silverweed cinquefoil), 2583 nucleotides long. Its product is annotated as receptor-like protein EIX1. Gene Ontology annotation, molecular function: protein binding. Bases 1 to 2559 code for a protein of 852 amino acids. The record is from RefSeq and is a predicted model, not a curated record. The transcript is spliced from 3 exons. NCBI's taxonomy places the organism in Eukaryota, Viridiplantae, Streptophyta, Magnoliopsida, Rosales, Rosaceae.
AUGAGUGGUAGGUCUGUGCAUUCUGUUUUGGCUGGGCUCGCGUGCCUCGCCAUUAUUGCCUCUACUACUUCUUGUUCAAGUGUUGGAAGCUCCAACAACAUGAUCAUGUGCUUGGAGAGUGAAAGGCAGGCUCUUCUCCAGUUCAAACAAGGCCUUGUCGAUGAGUCUAACGCUCUUGCUUCUUGGGAAAGUGAGAAAGAAUGCUGCAAGUGGAGAGGAAUAGCAUGCAACAAUCAAACAGGUCAUGUCACCAGUCUUAAUAUCUCCUCAAGUAGUGAUGCACACUUCUAUUCCAAAGUCCCGUUAAGAGGUGAAAUUAGUCCUUCACUACUUGAAUUGCAACACCUAAAUUACUUGGACCUCAGUUUUAAUGAUUUUGAAGGGAUUGUGAUUCCCAAAUUCAUUGGCUCAUUGAGUCAAUUGAAAAAACUAGGACUCAAAGCCUGUAAUUUUAGCGGGCAUGUUCCUCCCCAGCUUGGAAACCUCUCUAGUUUGCUCACUCUGGAUCUUUCCUAUAAUGAAGAUGUUAGCUUAGAAGAUCUCGAGUGGCUAACCCAUCUUUCUUCCCUGAGAUGCCUGGACAUGUCGGAGCUAGAUUUUUCAAAAUUUGUGAAUUGGCCACAAUCUUUAAGCAAGCUCACUUCACUGACAGAGCUUCGGUUAUCUCUCUGCAAUCUUCCUGAUGUCAAUCUAGGAUCACUUUCCUUGAUCAAUUCUUCCACCUCUCUUCAACUCCUUGAACUUUCUGAUAAUUUUCUUCAUUCUUCAAUAUUGUUUUGGAUAGCCAAUGUCAGCACCAACUUUGUCUCUAUUGAUCUGUCUAGGAAUAACCUAGAAGGUGGGAUAGGGAUACCAAUAGGCUUUCAAAGCUUAUGCAGCUUAGAGUGGUUCAGGUUAUUGGGAAAUCGAUACUCUGGAAACAUUGAGGACUCUAUAAAAGCCUUGUCUUGUGCUAACAACACACUGGAGACCUUGGACUUGAGUUAUAACCAGUUUUUGGGGACACUGCCAAAUCUGAAACAUUUUACAAAGUUAAGAGAGUUAGAUCUCUCCGGUAAUCGACUACAGGGGUCUCUGUCGGAAAGUGUUGGGCAACUCUCUAGCCUCGAAAUGCUACAUCUCUUGGGGAAUUCUAUGACCGGUGUCAUCACAGAAUCCCACUUUCAGAAUCUCUCUCGUUUACAGGAUUUGUCUCUUUCCGAUAAUCGUUUCUCUAUGAACCUCAGCUCUGAUUGGAACCCACCAUUUCAACUUGCUCGACUAGACAUGUCAUACUGCAAUGUUGGCCCAGCUAUUCCGAACUGGAUUCUCAAGCAGACGAAUAUUACUGACCUUUAUCUGCAUAACACCGGAAUAUCAGGAUCAUUACCUGAUAAGUUUUGGGAUCUACUUCCCGGCUUACAACAGUUGGAUCUCUCUAAGAACCGAAUCCAUGGGAAACUGCCGAAUCUGUCAACAACAAGCUUGUCUUCUUUCUGUGCAACUUCCUUCGGGGCUCUUCGUCUUCUCGACAUUUCUGAGAACAAACUGUCAGGGGAGAUUCCUGAUAAUUGUUCAAUGCAAUUUCAAAAUUUGAAUUCAUUGAAUUUGGGAAAGAACAAUUUAACUGGGAAGAUACCGAGCUGGAGAAUUACCUUCUUUAGAGAACUGUUCCAGAUUAAUGGCAAAUUGGCAAUUGACCUUAGCAGCAACAACCUUUCGGGAAGGAUACCUUAUUGGAUUGGCCAGCAAUACUUGGUGAUUCUAAACUUACGGCACAAUCAGUUCCAUGGAACCAUACCUCUCUCCCUUUGCAAUCUAGGCAGCAUUCAUGUUUUGGACCUCUCUCACAACAACAUCUCAGGAGACUUGCCUCAUUGCUUCAAUAGCAUAUCAAUUUCGGCCGCCGGAGAUUUUAACAAAUAUGGUCACAUGAUGAUGGUUGUUGUGGAGCUCCCCGUUAGAAAUACGAGAAUCAUUGACAUGUCAAGCAAUUAUUUGGUCGGGGAAAUUCCGGAUAGUAUAGCAAAUAUGGACGCGAUGGCUUCCUUCAACUUGUCAAGAAACUAUUUGACGGGAAAGCUUCCUGAAGACUUUGGUAAUGUGAAGACAUUGGAAUCUCUGGAUUUGUCAAGAAACAAUCUAUCUGGCAAUAUUCCUGCAAUUUAUGCGAGCUUAAACUUUCUUGGAGUGCUGGACUUAUCACACAACAACUUGUCGGGAAGAAUUCCAGCAGGCGCCCAACUUCAGAGUUUCGAUGCUUCUGUUUAUACUGGAAAUUUUGGACUUUGUGGACCGCCGCUGACAACAAUUUGCUCAAAAGAUGGAACGACUCAAGGUGAUGGGACUAUGACUGGUAAUGCAACCAAGGAACAUGGUAGUGAUGAUCUCCGAGACCUGGGAUUAAUUAUUAGUGCAGUGUUGGGAUUUACCAGUGGAUUUUGGAUAGUAUGUGGCAGUUUAAUGCUUAAGAGCACUUGGAGAUACGCUUAUUUCAAAUUCUUGGAUGAUUCAAGAGAUUGGAUUUAUGUCAAAUUGGCUGUGUACAAGGCUAAAAUGCAGAGGAGACUUGAAAGAUAAAUGGAAAUUCUGGCAUUGAGGGAA